Bactrocera tryoni is the source of this 1972-nucleotide messenger RNA. RefSeq lists its product as uncharacterized. The record is from RefSeq and is a predicted model, not a curated record. NCBI's taxonomy places the organism in Eukaryota, Metazoa, Arthropoda, Insecta, Diptera, Tephritidae. The coding region runs from base 169 to 1944 and encodes 591 amino acids. The transcript has 8 exons.
UGUCACAUGUGAAAAUUUUUAUAAGAGAAUUGUGACUACGUGAUUUUUUUUCAGAAGAAUAACAGCAAUUAAAUACGUGAAAAAUUGGCAAAUAGCAAAGCAAAUAAUAAAUUCUGAAGAACAUAAAUUGUUUAGUAACGCCUUAAAGUAAUUCUCAAGCAAAUAAAAAUGGUUGGAAUCAAGAGUUUGCGAGAAAAGCAUGCAGCUCGGCAGCCAGCAAAUCUUAUAAUGGCACCGAAGCCAGUACAUCCGCGCGCCGUCCGAACACACGGCUUCUUCGGUGUCUCAUUUGUGCGUCAACAUAUGGUCAUUGAUGAUCGCUGGACUCCAACCUCCUUGACGGAGCAAUUCAAGGGCAUGGCUGACUUAUUAUCAAAGCGUUUGGUUUUCAAAAAGCUAGAAGCGGCAGCUAAUCACAAGCGUUACAUACGCGAAAACCGCAAUUUGAAGCGUCAAUGCCGCGACGGACGUACGAAGCUCUCCAAUGUGCUCUACGGCGACAAUACCAAGAAGAUACGAAAUUUUCUAAUCAACCACAAGGACAUGCAGCGCUUGUAUCAGAAGAUGCCCGUUGAACUGGUUGUGGACAAUAUUAAUCAGCGCACAUUUGUAAUGCGCAAGGAACGGGAUCGCUUAAAGUUUCGGCUGGAUCAGUUGAAGAAUGUAUACAAGGAAAAACUGCUCGAGCGCGCUGUUUUGCAAAAUCGCAUCAAGUACGAGAACGAGUUCGUAUUGGAGGAGGAGUUGAAGUCGCGCGUUUUUCGCAAGAAAAUUGAGAACUCCAACGUACGCUUAAAGGCGAUAAAAACUAUUAAUGGCACUUACAGGAAGAUGAUCCAGGUGCUGCGACACGAUGGCAUUUUUUAUGAGCCAAUUUUGCGUUCGCUCAGCCAAGACAUUGAGGAUCAAUCCAAUUUCAUUAAACACAUUCUGUAUUUGGGCAUGCCGGCGAUUGCGAAGUUCAAGGAACUUAGUGAGGAGUAUAGGCAAAUGGAAGAUAAAUCGCGUAAAAGUAUGCAAAGUAAACUCCAAAUGAUGUCUCAAUACCGCAAGGAGGGAAAACGGGCAAGUGUACCCAAACUUGCACAGAAGCCGGAAGACCCCUUAUCGAAUGCUAAACGUUAUGUCCGUGAAACAGCGAGUAUGUUGUUCCUCAAGAAUGAGUUGGAAGUCAUUGAGGACACCAUAAAACAAGUAAAAUUCGCAACGCUUUGCUCUCAAGCUAAAGAGAUUUACCCAAGGAUAAAAUCACAAGUGGAGAAUAACUUCAAGUUGAAUAAAAUGAUCGAGAACGAUAUGCUUGGGCAUCAAACGCUGGAAACAAAGAUGAAGCGUGCUGAGGUGUUGGAGGGCAUUUUGGUCAAUAAUUUGUCGGAGCAGGAGAUUGAGCGACUCGAUCGCAUACAGGAACUGAAAGACGCCAUUAAAGAGGAGGAUAAAGAAGAAGAGAAAUUGAUUGCGUACAUCAAGAAUCGUGCCGAUGCAUAUGUGAUGCUGCGCUUCUCUUUGUGGAACUUGAGCGAGAUACUCCGCCAUGUCGAUCGCCCUGAUAAGCCUUCGCGUAUAAAAUAUCCAAAUUCGUAUUUACGCUUACCGCUGUUGAAGUUCGAGAUGUUGACCAUGCGCGCUUGUCCCCCCGAACAUUACGAGGAGAAUAUUGAUACAAUUAUGCAUUCGGUUAUCCGAAAGGUGUAUAAGUUAAUGCGCGCCUACAAAGAGGAGGUGCCAGCCGCCACAAUGGAGCGCUACAUUGAUAGCUACCAGAAUGAGUUCCUCGAUAGCAUGGAAAUCGAAGAUGCCGGCGAUAGCAACGAGGUGCAAGAGCAGGAGGAAGAGGAAGAUCUAUUGCAGGAAUCGAAACCUUUGCAAAAUGUUCCCAAUCGCAAGCAGAUCAAAGCACAGAGUGCAAAACUGGUCGAAGAGCUGUCUAAAAAAGAAGAUUAAAUUUUCGUUCUUUUAUGGAUUGUUGGAG